Molecule: messenger RNA, 2580 nt
Organism: Beta vulgaris subsp. vulgaris (sugar beet)
Lineage: Eukaryota; Viridiplantae; Streptophyta; Magnoliopsida; Caryophyllales; Amaranthaceae
Product: conserved oligomeric Golgi complex subunit 4
Exons: 3
Coding region: 132-2375 (747 amino acids)
Source: RefSeq, a predicted model, not a curated record
GUUGGUAAGAAUGGUAACUAGUAAGAAUUUUUGGCAGUGUCACCAAUGAAACCAAUCAAGAUUUCAGACACAUUUUUACACAAAACAAAAACCACCAUUAACUUGUGAGCUCACCUCUGUAGAUCUCAUCAAUGGCGUCCUCACCACCAUCUCCCAACACCCACCAACAUCCCCAACAACAAUUCUCCAUCAAAUUCGGCACCCAAGAAUCCCUCUCCCAAAUCAAAUCCCUCACCGACGUAAACACAAUCACUCGUCUCCUCCAUGAAUGCAUCGCUUACCAACGUUCCCUCGAUCUCGACCUCGAAUCUCUCCUUUCUCAACGCUCUUCUCUCGACAAUAACCUUUUCUCUCUCCUCAAAUCCGCCCAAAUCCUCUCCUUCGUUCGAUCAGACGCCGAUCAAGUCCUCUCCUCCGUCCGAUCCACUUCAAUUCUCGCCGAAAAUGUCUCCGCCAAAGUACGCCAACUUGACCUAGCUCAGUCUCGUGUUUCCACUACUCUUCUACGCCUCGACGCUAUUUCUCAGAAAUCUGCUUGCAUUGAUGCGGUGAAAUCGGCGCUUGGAUGCGACGAUUACGAGUCUGCUGCUAUUCAUGUUAAGAAGUUUCUAGAGAUUGAUGGAGAGUUUCCGGAUUCUUCUGGUGAUGCUCAGAGAGAGGAGAUGAUUGCGUAUAAGAAGCAGUUGGAAGGGAUUGUUAAGAAGAAACUUCUUGCUGCUAUUGAUCACAGGGAUCAUGAUUCUGUUGUUAAGUUUAUUCGCCUUUAUCCGCUUUUUGAAAAUAAUGAUGAAGGAUUGAAGAUGUAUGUGGGUUACUUGAAGAAGGUGAUUUCGUUGAGGUCUAGAACACAGUUUGAACAAUUGGUGGAGUUGAUGGAGAAUAGUUAUUCGAGUAGUAGUAGUACCAGUAAUAGCCAGGUUAAUUUUGUUGCUUGCUUGACUAAUUUGUUCACGGAUAUUGUGUUAGCAAUUGAGGAGAAUGAUGAGGUUUUACGUAGUUUAUGUGGGGAAGAUGGGGUAGUCUACGCUAUCUUGGGGCUCCAAGAAGAGUGUGAUGCUAGAGGUUCUUUGAUUAUGAACAAGUUUAUGGAGUACAGGAAAUUGAUGAAUUUGACCGAAGAGAUUAACUCUUAUAGUAAGAAUUUGCUCUCAGUUGGGAGUGUGGAGGGUCCUGAUCCGAGGGAGGUGGAGUUGUAUUUGGAGGAGAUUUUGUCCCUUACCCGGUUAGGUGAGGAUUACACCGUGUAUAUGUUGUCAAAGAUUAAAGGGCUGAGUUCGAUCAAUCCGGAGCUUGUCCUAAAAGUUACCGAGGCUUUUGAAAAGGGAGGUUUCAGUAAGGGUCUUUUUGAGGUAACUAAGUUUUACGUUGUCUUGGAGGUAUUCUUCAUGGUGGAGAAUGUGAAAAAGGCUAUUAUGAUUGAUGAGCAUGUGUCUGAUAGCUUGACGACGUCCAUGGUGGAUGACGUUUUCUAUGUCUUGCAAAGCUGUUGCCGAAGGGCAAUAUCCACUUCCAAAAGCGAGUCUGUGGUUUCUGUUUUGUACAGUGCUGCCAACUUGUUGAGUAAUGAGUAUCUUGAAGCUUUGCAGCAGAAGAUGAGGGAGCCAAAUCUUGGUGCAAAGCUGUUUCUGGGAGGCGUUGGUGUUCAAAAGACUGGAACAGAAAUUGCUACAGCUUUAAAUAAUGUGGAUGUCAGUAGCGAAUAUAUCCUCAAGCUCCGGCAUGAGAUUGAGGAGCAAUGUGCAGAGGUAUUUCCAGCAUCAAGUGAUCGAGAGAAAGUAAAAUUUUGUCUGCCCAUGUUGGUGGAGACGAGCAACAGUUUCAAGCAGGCACUAAAUGCUGGUAUGGAGCAACUUGUAGCUACUGUCACUCCUCGUAUACGCUCAUUUUUGGACAGUGUGGGAACCAUUAGCUAUGAAUUAUCUGAGGCCGAAUAUGCAGAUAACGAGGUUAAUGAUCCUUGGGUCCAGAGGCUUCUUCAUGCCGUUGAAAGUAAUGCAGCAUGGCUUCAGCCUGUAAUGACUGCCAACAACUAUGAUACCUUUGUCCAUCUUAUCAUAGAUUUCAUCACCAAGAGGCUUGAAGUCAUUAUGAUGCAGAAAAGGUUCAGUCAACUUGGAGGUUUACAGCUUGACAGAGAUACUAGGGCUUUGGUAAGUCAUUUCUCAAGCAUGACUCAGAGAACUGUAAGAGAUAAAUUUGCUCGACUUACCCAGAUGGCUACCAUUCUAAAUUUGGAAAAGGUCUCUGAGAUUUUGGAUUUCUGGGGUGAGAACUCGGGGCCAAUGACCUGGAGGCUGACUCCUGCAGAGGUGAGGAGAGUGCUGGGUCUGAGAGUUGAUUUUAAGCCUGAAGCUAUAGCUGCUCUGAAAUUGUAAUCCUGUUGUAGGUUUCUUCAUUUUUUUAUUCUGUUUCAUAUUCUUGUUUUCCCCUUUUUAAAAUUUUCUUUUCCUUAUAUUAGUUUCCGUUUUGCUAUAUAUAUAAAUGAAGUCUUUUGCGGUGAAGAAUGUUCAAACUCCUGAGCUGUAUCAUCUAAAGAAUUUUUCCCUUGAUCUAAUGAACUUUUUUGCUUACCUAUUUGAA